CUGAGCCCUACAGACACAUUGACACAGAGCCAGACAGAGCUGCCUGCCCUCCCAGCCCAGCCAUGAGUGCCCUCGGCUUUGACCCUUACUACUCAUCCUCCUCCUAUCGCCGCUGGCACGUGGAGGGUGCCCCUCGCGGAGUGGUGACCAAGGGGAGGUCACGAUCGGCCUUCUCCUCCCACGCCUCCCACGCCUCCCACGCCUCCCCCCUGAGCUCCCGUCUGCAGUACUCCUCUCCUGGCCAGGCUCUGCAUUCAUCCAUGGCCUCUUCCUCCUCUGUGGAACUGGAGCUGAGCCAGGCGACCCAGGUGAGCUCUGAGUUCCGCACAGUGAGGACCCAGGAAAGGGCCCAGCUGCAGGACCUCAACGACCGCUUCGCUGGCUUCAUCGAGCGUGUGCGGGAGCUGGAGCAGCAGAACCGUGCACUGGAGGCUGAGCUGGUGAUGCUGAGGCAAAGGCACGGUGAACCCUCCCGCCUGGCGGCCCUGUAUGAGCAGGAGGCGCGGGCCCUGAGGGCCGCCGUGGAUGAGGCGCGUGGGGAGCAGCAGGCCGCCCUGGGCCAGAGGGAGCGUCUAGAGCAGGCCCUGAGCGCCCUGCAGGCCCGCUAUGAGGAGGAGGUGGUGGCCCGCGAGGACGCGGAGGGCAGGCUGCUGGAUGCACGGCGUGGGGCCGACCAGACUGCCCUGGCCAGGGCUGAGCUGGAGAAGAGGGUGGAGACCCUCCUGGACGAGGUGGCCUUCCUCAAGAAGCUCCACGAGGGGGAGGUGGUGGAGCUCCAGGCCCAGGCCCAGCUGGGGGCCCAGGUGGCUGUGGAGAUGGAGGCAGCCACACCAGACCUGUCCGGUGCUCUGAGGGACAUCCGGGCCCAGUACGAGAGGCUGGCGGCCAAGAACAUGCAGUCUGCUGAGGAGUGGUUCCACGGGAAGGUGGGCUCCCUGACGGAGAGUGUUGCCCAGCACAGCGACGCAGUGAGGAGCUCCAGGGAUGAGGCAGGGGAAUACCGCCGGCAGCUCAAGGCCCACCUGCUGGAGAUCGAUACCUGCAGGGGCCUCAACAAGUCUCUGGAAAACCAGUUACACAUCAUGGAGGACAAGCAGAGCGCUGAGAUCAGCAACAUGCAGGACACUAUUGGCCAGCUGGAGAAUGAGCUGAGAGCCACCAAGCAGGAGAUGGCUCACUACCUGAAGGACUACCAGGACCUGCUGAAUGUUAAGAUGGCCUUGGACAUUGAGAUCGCUGCCUACAGGAAGCUGCUGGAGGGGGAGGAGUCUCACUUCAGUGUGGGCGGGUCAGGGGGUAUGUCCAGUGUCUAUGGCCACACCUUGUCAGUCAUGCCCUCCUUCGGCCGCUCCAUGUUCUCAAUGCAGUCUAGCCUGAGCUCUGGCACCCCCUACCUGAUGACCUCACGCUUCCUCAGCUCCUCAUUUGUCUCUGGAGAAGACAUCAUCUCUACCAGCCUGGCCCAACGGGACUCUGCCAGCCCACCACAGGAGGAGGAAGAGGAGGAGAAGGAGAAGGAGGAAGAGGAGGAGAAGGAGGAGGAAGAAGCAGAAGAGAAGAAAGAGGAGGGACAGGAGGAGGAAGAAGAGGAUGGAGAGGAGAAGGAGGAAAAGGGAGAAGAGAAAGAGGAAGAUGGGGAUGAGGGAAGCGAGGAUGAGAAGGAAGAUGGAGAGGAUGCUAAGGAUGGAGAUCAAGGUGGAGAUGAGAAGGCAGAAACUGCAAAAGAGGAUGGAGAGAAAGAGGAAGAUAAGGACGAGGGUGGGGGGCAGGAUGGAAAGGAAGGUGUGGAAGAGGAGGGGGUAGAAAAGGAGGGAGGAGAUGAUGAAGAUGAAGAGGUGAAAGAUGAAGGUAAAAGUGAGGAGAAAAAAGAUGACGAAGCAGAAACCAAAGAAGAGAAGGGCGAACCAGAGAUGUCCAAGAGUGAGGAGAAGAGAGAAAAACCUGCCGAAGAGAAAGACCAAUCUGAAAAACCAAAGGCUAAAAAGUAAGUUUGUGGCCCAAGACCACACAAGCCAAAAGACAGUCUAAUAAAACCUCAGCUCGGCAAACAGCAGAAAUACCCAACAUAAUCGACUCCAGUGUGCUUGUAACAAGGUGCUCAAUACAAUGUAUUUUAGUGCACUAAUGCAUCAGAAUCAAGGUUAUCUGCUAGCAGUUAUAAAUCAAUAAAGUCAAUAAAGGUCACACAAUUCCUGUAGUGUGUGUGUAAGGGUGUGUGUGCUAUGCCUGUGCAAGUCUGUGAGAGUGUGGUUUUGGAUGGUUGAAUAAAUACUUUUGAAAGCCAUGCCGAGUGUGUAAUUGAUUGUUUUUGUCCUUACACUGAAUCA
Salvelinus sp. IW2-2015 is the source of this 2327-nucleotide messenger RNA. RefSeq names its product neurofilament light polypeptide-like. Lineage: Eukaryota; Metazoa; Chordata; Actinopteri; Salmoniformes; Salmonidae. Gene Ontology annotation, cellular component: intermediate filament; cytoplasm; axon. Gene Ontology annotation, biological process: neurofilament bundle assembly. The record is from RefSeq and is a predicted model, not a curated record. Gene Ontology annotation, molecular function: structural constituent of postsynaptic intermediate filament cytoskeleton.